CUGUCUAUAUCUCUCUCAGGUUUGACACACAGUCAUAUGACUUGUAUUUCCUGGCACAGCCUGAUCGACGGAACGUCUCCUCACUUUUCUCUGCUUUUAUUUUUUCUCUUUAGUGACUGAACAUCCAAAACCCUCAGCAAUCAUGUCUCGAUACGCUGCAUUUGUUUUCUUCGUGUCUUUCGGAGUUGUGUCCCAUCUGUCUCAUGGCAUUGAGGUUAAAGUCAUGAAUAAGGACAAGUUGUGUCUUUAUGCCAAUCUGACCCUCAACUUCUCGGUCACCUAUGAAGUUGCUGACAACAAGACCAAAAUGGUUUCAUUUGAGCUUCCCGCCUCUGCAUCAUCAAACGACAGCAAAUGCGACGACACGAGUUCGAUCCUGAUGCUCAAGUUUCCGGACGGACACUCCUGGAGCGCCAACUUCUCCCUCAAAGACAAAAGCUACCAGGCAGACGCCAUAACCUUUGUUUACAACCUCAACGACUCAAAGGUCUUCCCGGGUUCUUCAUCCAAUGAAACGGUCACCGUGACGACAAAGCCUGACAUUACGGACGUUGGCGUGAACACGUGCUACUCGUGCAAAAGUGAAGACACGCUCAUCGCUUCGCCCCGGGCCAGCAUGACGCUGUCGGACGUGCUCAUACAGGCCUUCGUCAUCAACGGCACCAAGAGCGAGAACCUAACUACCUGCGCUGCAGACAAACCCGUAACUCCCACUCCCACUCCCACUCACGUGACCAACGCCACCACUGUGGUGCCGGCCACCAACGCCACCACGGCAGCUCCUCCCACCACCCCCACUCCCACUCUGCCCACUCCCACUGUGGGGAAUUACUCCAUCAAGCACGACGCCAACAGCUCGGCCUGCCUGCUGGCCAACUUCGGCCUGAGGAUCGGCUUCACUCAGAACAAGAAGUAUCAGGAGGUGAACUUUGACCCUCCGACUGAAGUUUCUGGAAGCUGUGGAGUCGACAGCAGUGAGCUCAUCCUGACGUCCAACAACAUCACCGUUUCUCUCUCUUUCUACAAUGACACAAAGAAAUUCCGCCUCCAUGAAGUGAACGUCACCAUCAGCACCAGCUCCGGCGUUUUUGCUCAGAGUGGCUCCAACCUGAGUCUGUGGGAGGCGGCGGUGGGAAGCUCCUACAUGUGCAACAAGGAGCAGAACUCCACCAUCACAGGCCUGCUCUCCCUCUACACCUUCAGCCUGCGUGUGCAGCCGUUCGGCGUGAAGAACGGCCUCUACAGCACAGCUGAGGAAUGCCUGACUGAUGAGGAGAGCUACCUUGUUCCCAUAGCUGUCGGCGUUGCCCUGCUUGUUCUCAUACUUAUUGUUCUGCUGGCUUAUUUCAUCGGGAGGAAGAGAAGCAUGGCGUCGGGCUACCAGUCUUUCUGAUCUUACUCUUCGUUUAGAGCUGCAGGGGGUGGCCGCCGCCUUAUUUAAAUCGCUGCUUUUUCACUAAUUGGUGAUGAGAAGAGCAUAGUCUGUGUGUUUUGUUCUGUUAACUUAUGAGUCUUCUGAUUGUCUUUUGGCUUUGUAUAAAGACUGGAAACAUGCUUGAUGUACUCAGAACUAUCAAACAUAAAUUGGAGGUGGUUCUCAGAAAUUGCACUUCAAUAUAAUUAAUUAGUGCUGGUUGCAAAAUGGCCGCUGCUGCAAGUCUUAGUCUGUUUAAUGAGUGGGAAGCUGCCAUCAGCAUGCUUCCAAAUCUAUUGUUUUUUUCUUAAAGGGCAAGUUAAUUUAUUUAUUUUUGUUAGUGAGUUUGGAUAAAAGUAAAACUUCUUCCAGCCAAUUUUUACCCACUUAAAGCAACUUGAACUUUAAAUGUCCAAAUCAACAUGAUGGAACAAUAUAUUAUUGCAUAUUUAUUUUGUCAAAAUUCUAUUCUACCGACUCAACAAUUAACAAAGCAUGCAAGACUUUAACAAAUAUUCAGAUAUUUUUUGUUGGAAAGGGCUGUUUAACUUACACAUUCAAAACUUAAAAACGGUUCUAAUGGUUUUCCUUACAAAAAGACAUUUUUAUAUUUUUUAGGUAUUCAAUUUCCCCUUCUGAUUCAUAAAGUAUUUUUGAAUUUGAUUGGGAAACAAAUAGAACCGAAUUUAAUCAAUUCUGAGCAAACAAAAUUUGGAUUUAGGUCACUUUCUGUUUGGAAAUAUUCGUAUUUUUAGCCAAGUUUAAUAAUUUAAAAGCAGAUUUGGGCAGUGUUUGAGUAAAAGUCACUGCACAGAAGAGGUGCUUGCAAAAGAAUGUAAAAAUAGUCGUUCAAAAACUAAUUUUGCUGGACGAUAAAUCGUUCCAGAAUUUAUUCCGAUAAACUAAUAUUGUUUUGAGACCAUUUUCAAUAAAUAUAUCGAUGACGACAUAGAAAUGCAAGUUUGCUCUUUGAAAGACCAAUAUACUUGCAUUUUGUGCAGAACAUUUAACCUUGGAACUGGAAGAUAUUCAAAUAUUAAAAAUAAAACACAACAAUAAAUAAAACAAAUAAAAACCACACAUAAACAACAUGGAUUAAGUCUCUAAACCAAACUGUUACCCUUUAAAACAAACAAAAAAACAUUAAUUAGAAUAGUAGGUAUCCGUAACUAACUGUCAUGGCAGUUGCUAUGGAGUUGCUAUGACAACAAAACAAGCCACGGGCUUAUAAACAGCUUUCGCCUCGUUCUUUCUAACCUAAAAACAGUAUAGGUACAUUAAAAAUAUUACUCGAUUACAAUUUUUAAGUACUUUAUUUUGUUGGUCUCGAAAUAGUUCGUCUUUUCGCUCUUCCUGCCUAGCAGUAAGAUGGAGGUUCAGUAGCGCGGAUCACUUCCGGUUCAGAAGUUUCUUUAUUUUUAAGUUAGUGAAUUGUUUUUUUAAUCAAUAAAUUUUGAUAAUUUUUCUUUAAUUAAAAUCUACUUCUGUUUUUUAAUUUGAGUACUUUCACAAGAGACAAUUAAGUUCGGCCAGGAAAAAAGAAAGAAGAAGCAAACAUCCAUGUUAAUUGUGUUUGGAUCGAGCUGUUUCCAGUUAUUACACUCAGCUUUCGGUAUAAUGCUUAAUUUCAUCUGACAAACUUCAGUGAGUUAAUCUUCUAAAACUGAACUCAGCAGAAAUAAUCUGUUCGUUUUGUGUUUUUCUCUCUAAUACGCUCUGCAUCGCUUCCAUCUUUUCAUAGGUUGUUUCUAUUCUGCUGCUUCUGGCUUUGUUUCUAAUCGUUUAUUUCCAACCCAAAUCGUCCUUUAACUUCCUGCUGAGGCGCUAACUUCCUGUCUGUCUGUGUCUCUCUGUCUGUCUGUCUGUCAGCUGAGGAAUGCUUCCUGGACUCUGAUUUGAGCUUUUUGGUGCCCAUCGCCGUCGGCGUGGCCCUCAGCUUCCUAAUCAUCCUUGUGCUUAUCUCUUACCUGAUUGGUCGGCGGAAGAGCCGCACUGGUUACCAGUCUGUUUGAGUCCAGCUCUGCUGCUUCUGCUUCUGCUUCUCCUCCCUGUUUGUUUCCCCACCCUUUCUGCUCUUAAAUUUAAAAAAAACAAAGCAAAAACAAAAUAUAAAAAGCUUCCUGGAUUUUUCUCAGUUUUCCUCCGAGGCAGCGUCUCCUUGCAAUAACCUUUUAGCUUAUUUCCCACAUCCAGUUUCAGCUGGUUGUGUUUAUUGUUUUUUUUUUUGUUCUAACAAAAGUGACUGAAUCAAGCACUAAAACAUUUAUGAUCUAUGACAAAUUGUUUUAAUAUAAACUGCAUGUUAAAAGAAUAGAUAGAAAUAUGGCUGUGAAUUAGCCUUCCACACUGCAAAAACACAAAAUCUUAAGUCAUUUUGUCUGGGUUUUUUUUUUUUUUUUUUUUUGUGCAAGUAUCUUAGUACACUUGAAAUACAAUAUGACCAAUUAUAAGUAAUUUUCAGGACGUUUUAAAUCAAUAAUACUUAAAUAUAGGUUAAAAAGUUCUAAUUCCACUAGCAGAAUUUUGUACUUCUGACAUUGGAAAAAUGCCUUGCUAUGUAAUUUAGUAUUACUAAUGUGUAAUACGUACAAGUUAGUAAUACAAACAUAAAUAGUUCUCAGCAAGAAAUAGGAGCUUGUUUUAAGUCAAUAAUUCCUUAAUAUUGAUUUAAAAAGAACUAGUUUCAUUGCCAGAUUAUUUCACUUAUAGCAAAAUUUAUUCUGAUGUUUUAAGAGAAAUAGUCUGCCAGUGGAACUUGUACUUUUUUUUAAAAUCAAUAUUAAGGAAAUAUUUACCUAAAACCAACUCCUAUGUCUUUCUGAAAAGUUACUUGUAAGUUAGUUUUGUCUUAUUUCAAAUGUACUAAAAUAUUUGAACUAUAACUAAACCAAAAAUAUUUAAGAUUUAGUUUUUGCAGUGCACUCUCUUCCCUUCCUAACCCAGAGAGGCUUUUUGACCUCACUUUCUGUGCUAUAUUAUAGUAUAUGUGUAAAUUAAUCUCUUGUAUAGAAUGACAGACAUUGAGUUUUGAUGAAUGUAAGAGCAACCUUAUUUCUCAGAUGUCAGUUUUCCAUAUAUUUGUUUUCGCAUCCAUGUAUCACCAAUGAACAGCUAAACUUGUUGCACAUAUUCUCACCGGGUGAAAGGGAAAAAUAAUGUAACAGACACUUUACCAGCAUUGGGACCAGUUUUAUUUCUCUUUUAUUUGUAGUUUUUGUCACUCUUGAAUUUUGUUGAAAUGCUCACAUAAAGUAUGUUGGAAAUUAAUUUGAUUACAGUGUUGUUUACUUUUAAAUCUGGGAUUAAACGUAACAUCUCUGACACCAGAAACAGUUUAACAUUAAAGAGAGAUUAUUCUCCUCAAACUCAUCUGUGCAUGUUGGGUUUUCAGAAAUCAGUUUUGGAGACCAAAUAAACUUACUUACAUCAGGUGAAAUGUAUUUAUAAGGUGUCAUAAAGUCAACAAACUUGACCAAAAAUGUCAAGCAAGAAAAGUAAAACAUUACAAUAGAAGAAAUUAAAAUAAUACCGGCACAAAAAUAAAAAGGGAAAUAGAUGUUACUAAAGUGACUCACUUUCUUAAAGACCAAGGAGAAAAAAUGUAAGAUUGAGAGAUUUAAAAACAGUUAUUAAUGCACUGCAAAACUUGGUAACAUUUUGGUGUUUUUGCAGUGGUGCUGUUAAAAUCACAUGAUCUAACCUGAGAAUCUUAAAUUUAAUCCUAUAAAUCAUCAGAAAGUCAUUAAAUAGAGGAAAAAAUUGGUGCAAAAUGCUUUUGUAUUCUUGUACACUGCAAAAACACAAAAUAUUACCAAGUAUUUUUGGUCCAGUUUCUAGUGUAAAUAUUAUAGUGCACCUGAAAUAAGACAAAACUAACUUACAAUUAACUUUUCAGCAAGAAAUACGAGCUAAUUCUGUAAAAUUAAUUUAAAAAAUAUUACUUCUUUUGGCAGAUUAAUUCACUUACAACAUGAAAAAAAUAACUUGUAAAAGUAAGAAAAACAAAAUUACAAUGGUUCUAGUCAUUUUUUAUCAAUAUUAAGAAAUUUCUGAUGAAAAAACACGUCUAAAUGUUGCUAAAAAGUUAUUUAUGGUAGUUAAUUUUGUCUUAUUCCAAACGCACUAAUAUAUUUUCACUAGAAACUUUGUAAAAACACGUGGUAAUAUUUUACGUUUUUGCAGUGUACCUGCUCUGAACGAACAGAAUUACAGCAAGAAAAAAAAGAGCAGACUUCCUCCCGUUACGUCUUUGAACAUAAAUCUCAGGUGUUACACUCCAGGCCUCGAGGGGCGCUGUCCUGCAGUUUUUAGAUGAGUCACAGGUACAAAACGCUGGAUUGAAAUAAUUUCCUCCUCCUUGUGUAGAUCAGUUCUCCAGAGUCUUGCUAAUGACCUAAUUAUUUUAUUCAGGUUUUGUGCAGCAGAGGCAGAUCUAAAAGUUGCAGGACUGCGGCCCUUGAGGACUAGAGUUUGACACCCCUGCCAUAAAUGGUCCGGGUACGAAUCUUUACAGCUGCCAAUGAUGUGAUUUGAUUCUCUUUCAAACUCAUUUAAAGUUUUAUAUAGAUGUUUAUUAUUUGUUCUUAUGUUUGGUUUGUAGUGAAAAUACACAUUUUAGAGGAGUUGAUUGCUCCAGUAUAACGACAAAGAGAAAAACAAAUUUUAAUUUUAACCACAUUUAACCUGUAUUUUGAUUUAAUGUAUAGUAUUUUGGAAGAAAAAUCUACUGUUUUUUGUUCUUCAUUACUGGUUUCUUUGUACCAAAACAAGCACGGACCCAGCGCCGCCAGUUCUCCAUUUUUUGAGCGUUUUUCAUCCCCACACCUCUACAGUUUCCGUGCCUUUGUGUUGAGCACCUCACCAUGAGCUUCUGAUGGAGGAAUGUGACACGUUGGGCUUGUUUAAACACGAGUGGGGAAACAAAUUCAAUAAAAAGUUCAUUUCUUGUUUUGUA
This is a messenger RNA of Gambusia affinis (western mosquitofish), 6368 nucleotides long. It is a transcript of the gene lamp2, whose product is annotated as lysosomal-associated membrane protein 2. The transcript is spliced from 9 exons. Bases 143 to 1393 code for a protein of 416 amino acids. Gene Ontology annotation, cellular component: membrane. The record is from RefSeq and is a predicted model, not a curated record. Lineage: Eukaryota; Metazoa; Chordata; Actinopteri; Cyprinodontiformes; Poeciliidae.